Acanthaster planci (crown-of-thorns starfish) is the source of this 2213-nucleotide messenger RNA. RefSeq lists its product as uncharacterized. The record is from RefSeq and is a predicted model, not a curated record. NCBI's taxonomy places the organism in Eukaryota, Metazoa, Echinodermata, Asteroidea, Valvatida, Acanthasteridae.
GUCUUGACCCUGUGCCGGCCUCGCUCCCCGCUGAUGUUUCUCCCCCACGCUUGUAUUACCACUCACAAAAACGUCUUUCCUUGUUCCCGCCAAGGAGGAGAUAGACUGACUGUGUUCCCGACAAGGCAAGCUGAAAUAUUUUUAGGGGUACCAUGUCGUCCCUCAACGGAGUACAGAACGGCGUUACCAACAGUGCGGAUUGCUGCUGCACUGUGAACCAUGUCUUGGUGACAGGAGGGGCAGGCUACAUCGGGUCUAUUCUGGUACCCCUUCUGCUGGAAGAGGGGUACAUCGUCACCGUCUUCGAUACCUUCCGUUGGGGAAGUCAGUCACUCUUCGGACCGGUCGCUGCCAACCCAAACCUGAAAGUUGUCCGAGGUGAUGUGCAUAAUGUGGAGGACCUCUCGGAGGCGAUGGCCGAUUGCGACGCCGUGAUUCACUUGGCGGCCAUCGUUGGGUACCCAGCCUGCGAGAAGGAACCGAAACUUGCCCGCCAAGUCAACGAAGACGGCACGGCGCACGUGGCGAGGCUCCUACGGCGCAACCAGAAGCUUGUCUACGCGUCAACUGGGUCAUGCUACGGAGCUGUGGACGGCGUCUGUACAGAAGAGACCCCCAUAAGCCCGCUGACGCUGUAUGGAAGCUCAAAGGCAAACGGGGAGAAAUCGGUACUGAGUGUGGGUGGAGUAGCUCUCCGCCUGGCCACGGUCUUCGGUACGGCUCCACGCAUGCGGAUGGAUCUCUUGGUCAACGAUCUGACGCACCGCGCUGUCAGCCAGAAACAUUUCAGUCUCUACCAGGGCAAUUUUAGACGUACGUUCAUUCACGUCCGAGAUGCAGCUUCCGCGUUCGUGUUGGCGCUACGUAACUACGAUAAAAUGCGGGGCAGGGCGUACAACGUGGGGCACGAAUCCAUGAAUAUGACCAAAUCAGAGCUGGCCUCACUGAUACAGUCCCUGGUUCCCGGCUGCAAAAUAACCCAGUCGGAGGAUGGAGAGGAUCUGGAUAAACGCAACUACGAGGUGUCGUACUCGAGACUGCGAGAGUUCGGAUUCCGACCGACGAUCACUGUCCGAGAGGGUGUCCUUGAACUCCUCAAGACAGUCCCCUUCAUGUCCGAUGAAGAAUUGGAUCGAGCUCGGAAUGUCGGCCCGUUCAAAGUCCGUAUCAUGGACAACAACAACAUUUGAAAAGCACCUGAUAUUUAGACCAAUUCAAAUUACUAAGCUUUCAAUUAGAUUAGGGGCCUAUGCGGAACUUUAAUGGGACGUAUGUUAUCGUGAGGUUUAUAUAUAAAGUAUUCGUUUCGUUUACCGUGGCCUGCAUAAUAAAUUGGUAUGCUGACGGAAGGACUGAAAUGUUGAAAUUUUGAAUGGCCUAUCGCAGUUGUUUCCUCCAGCAAACAACAUAAAAUAUCACCUUUUGGGGGAUUUUUGGAUUUUUUUGGGUCCAAGACCAAAAUGUCUUUGUUAUCGAUGACCGUUUUACGGGACGUCCGAUUUAAGACGAUGUUUCCUCUUGCCAUUGUGUUUGAAAGCGCAAAAGAAGGUAUUUUGUUGCAGUUUAUUUAAAGUCAGUUCAACACCUUACAGAGCUAGAUUCAGUAAACGCUGCAUUGUUUAACAGGGUACUUUGUUGCAUGUUUGUGAAAAUUACAGAGGCAGACGGGGCUAGAAUGUGAUAGGUUAAAGCUAUAACUAAUACAUCAAAGAGGUAUAAAACGAGAAGUGUGAAUAAUUGUCGGUUUAUGAUUAAAUUUAAACACCAAUAUCUUCAAUUUCCUGAAGAUUGUUUUUUCAUGUGCUGGCUUUAAUUACCCCAAGAUGUCGAAAAUUUUCUUACUAUAUAUAUGGAAACUUGUUCACUCUAAAAUUAAAAUUAUUGCAUGCAGCUCAGUUAAACUGCUAUUUAGUUAUUUUGUUUUCAACAUUAAAUUUUUGAUAUUUAACAUUACGGAAGAAAUAUAAUGCUUUGGUGAAGAUAUACAGGUGUACAGUAUUUAUAUCUAAUUUCCGACUUAGUGUAAACAGCGAUUUUAUUGUGCAAAUUGUCACAGCUGAUUUUUUUCGAUACCCACAAGUAAAGAAUUGGGUUUUAUUUUGAUCCGCAUGCUCGGAAAAUUAUGGUUUUUCAGAUGCUCAAAAACCUAAAAAUUCCAGUGCACACCAUGUUUAGAUGGUAGGCCUAUGUGAAAUAAAUGGGGAAAAUUGGAA